This is a messenger RNA of Colias croceus (clouded yellow), 2707 nucleotides long. Its product is annotated as TBC1 domain family member 5 homolog A-like. The record is from RefSeq and is a predicted model, not a curated record. Lineage: Eukaryota; Metazoa; Arthropoda; Insecta; Lepidoptera; Pieridae. The transcript has 4 exons. Bases 506 to 2605 code for a protein of 699 amino acids.
UGAGUAGGUAUUAUUCUGGGAAUAAAAACUGAAAAGCAUAAAUAUUAAAAAAUAACAAGGUAGAAUUUCCCUAUCACUCAGAUAACGUUUAACGUUCAUGAGGAUAAUAUUAAGUAUAUAAAUUAUAUAUUAGAUACAUAUUUUUGUUCCUCAUCAUAAAAUUAAGCCAAUUAAAAAAUCUGAUUGAAUAAUUAUCCAUAUUAUGAGCAAACGGCUAUAAUUAGACUGAUAGAGAAAUUCAGUUUCCAUAUUUGUACACAGGUAUAUGUAUUAUGUACAUUGUUAUACUACGUUAGGUAGCUCUUCAUUUGAGUUAUGCUAAAUAUUCCUAAUUAAGUAUCUAUUUUGUUCACGCGAUUUAACGUUUAACAUAACAAUUAUGCUUGAGAUUGUGGCAGAUAUUUUUUUGUAAUAAGUAAUUGAGAUCGUUAAUCACCAUACGUAGUAUUACCGUUCUUAAUACACACAUUAUCAGCGAAUCGAACAUGCAAUAUACUUCUGAAUCAUGAUUCAAUUCCUGAUAUUUGCUGCCAUAGUAACAAGGUGUAUUGCCAUUGAUACGGAACUUAAUGCGUAUGGUAAUAGUUACAGCACAGAGGAUGUAACCGACGGAUUAUUGCUAAAUUAUAAUCGUGAUAUAACAAACAAAUGGAACGUUGACGUGGAUCAUAUAUCACCUCCAAUCAACAUACCAUACUGGGCUAAUAAUAAUGAAAAUAACCAGAAUAAUAUAAAUCCAAGUUAUAUAUUUAACAACUAUGGUUUUAAUGAUAACAGCUACUUAAACGGUGGUUCAAUUCAAUCAGAUAAUAACAUUUUACCACACAGCGAAAUAGUUCCAAGUUUAGCAAAUUAUCCUGGACCGUUGUUUUUUCCGAAAAAGAACAAUAUAUUUCAUAAAGAACAUAGAGUUAAUGAUGCGUUAUUUAAUACACAACGUAAUUUCUAUCACGACCAGAUACAACCAAUCAAAAUAAUAAAUUUACCUAAUAAUAACAACUACCCGAAUCUUGCUGAGAAGACUGAAUUAAGUAAUGGGAAUAUGAGAUCUAACAAUAACGCACAACGAAGUGGUUUUCAAUUUAAAGAUGUGGCAAAUAUUAUAUCUAACAAUAACGCAAAACAAAGUGGUAUACAUUUCAAAGAUGUUGUACAAGAAGUACUUUUAAAAAAGAAAAUUAACGCGAACGUGGAAGAUGAUAUUGAUGAAACUAAUAAUAAUAAUCAACAUCCUUUUAAAACUGGACAAGAGUUACCUGUAAGUAACAGCUAUGCACGUUUUGAAGACAAUAUAAAAUCAAAACCUGUUUCUGAAGAUAUUGAUUAUCGACAAUAUGAUAACAAACGUUUUAAGGAACCAGAAGAUUUGUCCAAACAAGUUUACGUGCCUGAGGUUUUUUAUAAACCUCGUGAAGAAGUAAAAAAUAGUAUAAAAUCAAAAACGCAACAUUCUGUUUCUGAAGACAUUGAUUACCGACAACAUGAUAACAAACGUUUAAAGGAACCUGAAAAUUUGUCCGAAGAAGUUUACGAGCCUACAGUUGUUUAUAAACCUCGUGAAGAAGUAAAAAAUAGUAUAAAAUCAAAAGCGCAACAUUCUGUUUCUAAAGACAUUGACUACCGACAAUAUGAUAACAAACGUUUAAAGGAACCUGAAAAUUUGUCCGAAGUAAUUUAUGUGCCUGCGGUCGUUCACAAACCCCGUGAAGAAGUUGAAAAAAAUAAUUACAACGGGUCGCCCGAUAGUAAUAGAUAUAAAGAUUCUAAAACGCUCGGCAGAGUUGGUCCUAGUACAAAUAAGGAUAGAAAUUUGCUAUCGAAGAAUUACGAUCGCAACCCUUCAAAUUACCCACAACAUGAACGUAGAACCAAUAAUAAUUAUAGAAAUCAGCAACCUCGAAAUAAUGGUUACAGGCAAAAUUUAAAAGGAAAUGUUCCUGAAGCUGAGGACAAUAAUUAUAUUGCAUACCUAAAACGUAUAAUCCAGGUUAUUUUUUCUAAUAAAAAGUACGUUGCCGAUUUUUUAAAGAAUGUGAAUCCAGUUAAAGAAUUGUUUGAACCAAUAUACUAUGAAUUAACAAACAAAGGUUAUGAAAUGAAUAAUGACGCCAAUAUUGCACGACCUGAGAGCAGUUAUAAUCACAAUAAUAAAGAACCAGAAAUUGAUAUAAGAAGUUUAAAUAGGCCGAAAUAUAUGAGAAAUGCUGCAUCUAUAGUAGAUUUACGUGUACAACAACAUCCUGUAUUAGGCAAUGAUGAUGAUGAAAAUAUUUAUAAUGAAAAUAUCGCAUAUACUGUUAAAAGUAACAAUCCGCAGAUACAACGUUUUCAAAGAAAUAUAGCAACAAUAGAUAAUUUAGCAGUACCAUCGGAUUAUACUUUAGAAUAUGGUGGACACAUUGAAAAAAAUCCUGGAAACCUUGAAUAUGGUAUUAAUCCUCCCCAAGAAAGUACGAAACAAGACGAAGAGCCCAAUAAGCCUAAGUUAGAGUAUGGUUCAUUUUAUACUGUCGGCACUUUGAUGCCUGUAAAAAGAGUUCCUCCACCAUAUGUACUUCCUGAGUACAGACGCCAUAACGGAAGUUAUAAUGAUGAAGUACAGUGAUAUAAAGUAUAAUAAAUAAUAAAAUGUAAAUUAAUUUCUAAUGUCACACUAGAUUAUAAUUUUUAUGUAAAAUAUUAUAAAUAAAUGUAUUAAAUAUGUCAA